Molecule: messenger RNA, 393 nt
Organism: Sodiomyces alkalinus F11
Lineage: Eukaryota; Fungi; Ascomycota; Sordariomycetes; Glomerellales; Plectosphaerellaceae
Exons: 4
Coding region: 1-393 (130 amino acids)
Source: RefSeq, a predicted model, not a curated record
AUGUCCGAGGGGCACGAAGAUGAUUAUGGACAGAAUGACGCGACGUCACUCCCCAUGCCCCACAUGGCCGGGGUCUCGAGCGUUACAGGGAACGAGAAGCGACCAAUCCAAUCAGCUUUGAAGCGCGCCAAAAGUUCACAAGGGGCUACCUCGUAUAAUCACAAGCUCUCGUCUCCCUUUCCUAAUAAGGUAGCUUCGAUAGAAACACCUUACUCCAUACUUCUUCUCCCUCCCCCCACAAACACGACUACUUCGUACAACAACAACAACAACAACAACGACGACAACAACGACGACAACAACGACGACAACAACGACGACAACAACGACGACAACAACGACGACAACAACGACGACAACAACGACGACAACACCAGACCGGCCCGAUUAUAA